GUUCGUCCCUCUUCGAUUUUGUAUGCGUUGGGCAUAACACGUGUUGUGUGAAUUUUUUUUUAUCACACAACACUGUUAGGUUAUAACUUCUUACGAAGUUUAUAUAGUGUAAAACCACAAAAAAAUCAGUAAAACCUUUAAAAAACAAACCAAAAAGUUAUCAAGAAUCGAAGCAACAGCGACAGUCCUCGAGAGAAGAACUCCAGCUUGAAGGAAUCCACGCUGAUAAAAGUCGACCAAGAAAAAAAAAACGGUGGGUGUGCUAAGGAAAACGUGGAAGGUCUCCUUUUUACUCGUCAAAAGUAAAGAUAAAAAUCCGUGAAAAUGAAUCCCGCAGGACCAAGUUAUCCUAUGGCGUCUCUGUACGUCGGAGAUUUGCACCCAGAUGUAACAGAGGCCAUGUUAUUCGAGAAAUUCUCAUCGGCGGGUCCCGUGUUGUCUAUCCGGGUAUGCAGAGACAUGGUCACCAGACGAUCCCUGGGUUACGCCUAUGUGAACUUCCAGCAGCCAGCCGAUGCUGAGCGAGCUUUGGACACAAUGAACUUUGACACAAUUAAGGGCAGACCAAUCCGUAUCAUGUGGUCUCAGCGUGAUCCAUCUUUGAGAAGAUCAGGAGUUGGAAAUAUCUUCAUUAAAAACUUGGACAAAAGUAUUGAUAACAAGGCCUUGUAUGACACAUUUUCUGCGUUUGGAAAUAUUUUGUCCUGUAAGAUUGCUGCUGAUGAAAACGGCUCCAAAGGCUAUGGAUUUGUACAUUUUGAAACUGAGGAAGCUGCCAGAAAUGCCAUUGACAAAGUUAAUGGCAUGUUGUUGAACUGCAAGAAAGUGUAA
Molecule: messenger RNA, 831 nt
Organism: Liolophura sinensis
Lineage: Eukaryota; Metazoa; Mollusca; Polyplacophora; Chitonida; Chitonidae
Product: polyadenylate-binding protein 1-B-like
Exons: 3
Coding region: 325-831 (168 amino acids)
Molecular function (GO): RNA binding
Source: RefSeq, a predicted model, not a curated record